AUGCAUAUACUUGUAAUCAAUGAUGACGGGCCUCCAUCCAAUCAAUCCUCCCCAUAUGUCCACGCAUUUGUGCAUGCUUUACAGAAAACAGGUCAUCAUGUAUCAGUCAUACUACCCCAUCAGCAGCGUUCAUGGAUUGGAAAAGCCCAUUUUGUAGGCCAUGUGACCAAGCCCACCUACUUUCGUCCGGGAACACUCCACGAGGAUGACGGCACUACUCAUCCAAGACCUCUGUCGUCUGAAGAAGACGAGGAGGAAUGGGUCCUCGUCAAUGGAACUCCAGCGACAUGCGCUCAACUCGGGCUUCAUCAUUUCUUCCAAGAUAAACCACCAAUUGAUCUGGUUGUCUCAGGACCCAAUUACGGACGGAAUUCUACCUCGUUGUUCAGCCUGUCAAGUGGGACCAUUGGUGGAGCUAUGGAAGCUGCUGUGUGUCGGAAGAAGGCCAUUGCCCUCUCCUUCGCCUUCUAUUCUCGAGACCAUGAUCCAGAAUUGAUUGCUGGAGCUUGUCGUUUGUCUGUCAAACUAGUCGAGCAUCUCUACAAUCACUGGGAUGAGGAUGCGGACCUUUACUCUUGCAACGUACCUGUAGUCGCAGAUGUUGAGAACCACAAAGUCCUCUAUACCCAUGCUUUGCAAAAUUACUGGACUUCAGGUAGUUCUUUCCAAGAGAUUGAAGCUACCGAGGAUGAUGAAGAUCCUCAAAGCCGGGAGCAGGAGAUUAGGGAGAGCGAGGAAUCACAGAGCGCCAGCGCCCAGGGAAAGACGACGAGACACCAGCAUCGGCACUUCAAGUGGGCACCAAAGUUUAGCGAUAUACAGAAAUCUAUCGACGAGAGUCCACCAGGCAAUGACGGAUGGGCGAUCCAUCAAGGAUAUACCAGUGUGACUCCUUUAAAAGCGAACUACCGGCAUGCGUCCAAUAUAUCGAUGGGAGAGAUUAAGCUGUCUCCGGCAAACUCUCGGUCAUCAGCUCCAGUAUUCUACGCCGUCAUCGACGCAGAUCCUUAUGUGCUCCCACUGAUUCACAGCGCUCUCUCAGCGAAUUUUCCUACUCAGUCCUAUGGAUUCCUCGACUCGCCUCGCACAACUACCAUCCGAUGUCCAUAA
Messenger RNA from Letharia columbiana, 1110 nucleotides. RefSeq lists its product as uncharacterized. Bases 1 to 1110 code for a protein of 369 amino acids. The record is from RefSeq and is a predicted model, not a curated record. Gene Ontology annotation, cellular component: P-body. Lineage: Eukaryota; Fungi; Ascomycota; Lecanoromycetes; Lecanorales; Parmeliaceae. The transcript is spliced from 4 exons. Gene Ontology annotation, molecular function: hydrolase activity.